This is a messenger RNA of Sebastes umbrosus (honeycomb rockfish), 5954 nucleotides long. It is a transcript of the gene snphb, whose product is annotated as syntaphilin b. The record is from RefSeq and is a predicted model, not a curated record. Gene Ontology annotation, biological process: neuron differentiation. The transcript has 5 exons. Gene Ontology annotation, cellular component: cytoplasmic microtubule; mitochondrion. NCBI's taxonomy places the organism in Eukaryota, Metazoa, Chordata, Actinopteri, Perciformes, Sebastidae. The coding region runs from base 1057 to 3795 and encodes 912 amino acids.
CAUAGUAUAGUAUGUCAUAAAAAAAGUUUAGUCAUAGCAUCGUGUCAUAGUAUACUAUAGUAUACACGACCAAAUACAUAACCUCCUGGCAGAGGUAAUAAUUACAGAUAACUUACUAUGUUUUGCUGUGGGCUGUAUAGAAAGUGAAGAACCUGUGACCCUUUCUUAUUAAUAUUGAUAUCUGCAGAUUACGUGGUUUGUUAGAAAGUGAGAAACAUACCAUUUAUUAAUAACUUUAUUAAUGGAUUUACUAUUAAUGACUCAACAGUCAGAUAGAUGUUUCACAACCUGGCAACCAAAUUCCAAUUAAAGCAUGAAUAAUUUAUUUUUUUAACAUUAAGAAAACAAUAAUUUACAUGCUAGAAGCCCUCUUUAAAAUGCGCCAUGUUAGAAAGUGGUACCCUCUACUCUUACUCAGCUUUCUCUUUCUUCUUCCUCUCUGUUGCUGUCAUGGAUGUAUCCGCAUUUUACCUCAAUUUGUUUCUGUACUUUUUCAUUUAGCUCAAAUGAUCCUUAUGGAGGAGCUGUGGUAUUGUUGAAUAAAGUAGAUGCAGUCAGCCACCUCCUGAAGUGAAAAGCUUCAACCUGGACAGUUUAUUGAGGAUAUUAAUAUGUUUUCUCCUACAGCUUCUGGACCUCUGUGACCCGUUUACUGGACACAGGAUGUAGCAUAAGAGCGUGUUAUUGAGGUUUCGUUGUCUAUAGGGACUGGUGAUGACCCUUUUUCCACAUCCAUUAAGCCUCAGACUAAAUGUUUUCACUUUGAAAUGCAAAUGCUGCAAUAAUGUUGUUUACGGAAUGUAUGUUUCAUACCUAGUGUACACAAUGUUGUUGCACAUUGAUUUAAUUCUGUGGUCCAGUUUUACACAGUCACUACUUUAAUAAUAUGGAGAGCCUACUUGGCAUUGAUGUUGGCUGGUGAUCUGAAGAAUCACCAUCAAAGUAUAGGUCAAUAAUACUUUAUUGCCAAAAAUCCACUUAAACUAGUUGUGUGUGAUUUUAAAGUUUUUUAAUCUCUCGAUAUUGCAAGCCAUAUAUUUCUGUGUAGGAUCACAGAUGGAUAAAUGCCCUCCUAAACUGAAGCCAAGACGGACGGUUCAAUCUGUAGCUGUGGUGUCCUCCUCUCUCUCGUCUCUUUUCCUCAGAUUCAACCCGUUGAAGGCGUUGCAGCCCAAACGCCGUUUGCAGCAAAUACUGGCGUCCACGCCCGUCCCGGUGCCCAAGCCGGCGUCAGGGACGGCGGUGCCAGCAGCCAGUGCGCCGGUGGCCAUUCCUGUGCCCGCGCCCCCUGCGUUUGACUACUGCAGGUUCAUAGAGCUAGACUACGUCCCUAUGGAGACAGGCUAUAUGGUCUCAAUGCGCCCAACUAAAGGCUACGCGUCGACCAAGUCGCCGACUAAAGGAUAUGCUUCCACCAAGUCUCCAGAUCGCCACAGCCGCUCAACAAACUCCCCCUCGACCCCUCGUUCUCGGCGGACACCGGCCGCACCCAGUAAUAGAGAUCCCCAUGGCAACACCUCCCUCAGCAGCAGCAGCAACUCGGGCUCUUGUAAAGGCAGCGACUGCAGCCCCACCAAAGGACGUCUUCAGAAGUACUCAUGUACGGACAACCAUGGUAUCCGGCCCCCUCCACCAGAGCAGUACCUCACACCCCUGCAGCAGAAAGAGGUGUGCAUUCGACACCUGCGGGCCAGGCUAAAGGAAACCAUCAAUACUCUACAAGACAGGGACACAGAGAUAGAUGAUCUGAGAGGCCAGCUUUACAGGAUGCAGGAAGACUGGGUUGAGGAGGAAUGUCACCGUGUGGAGGCUCAGCUGGCCCUGCAGGAGGCGCGUCAGGAGAUCCAGCAGCUCAAAGAGGCUGUGGACACUGUUCGCGCCAGGCUCAGUGAUGCUGGGGGGCUCAGUGGGGACAUAGGGGUCCAAAAGUACUUUCAGGACAUCAACACUCAAAACCACAAGCUUGAGAAUCUUUUGCUCAGCAUGGAGCUAGCCCAGGCUGGAUUAGCCAAGGAGGGGGAAGCCAUACCAGGCUGUCGGAUCCGCGUUGGAGGUUCGGCACCAGCGUCGGUAUCAGGGGAAAGUCCAGGGGGACUACCCAAACCGGCAGUAGGAGGGAGGGGGUCCUGCUCCUGCGACGGUUCCCCAGCCCGUUCUCUGACCCGGAGCUCCACCUACACUAAGCUGAGCGAUCAGGCGCUUGCGGACCAGAACGGCAAUGGCUCGGACUUUCCUUGUCUGUCAGGCGACGGCACCCAGGACAGCGGCUUCGUGUGCUGUGGGGGGAGUAGUGUACAGAGCCGGGCCGACCUGCUGCUGGAGGCCGCCUUACUCUCUGAGGAAACGGCAUCUUUACUCAACUCCUACGCAAAGACCUUUUCCCAAUCUCUUCCCCACUGUCUGCCGCACUCUCUGCCCCAUUCUCUGCCCAACUCUCUGCCCAACUCUCUGCCCAACUCUCUGCCCAACUCUCUGCCCCAUUCUCUACCCAACUCCCUGCCGCACUCUCUUCCGCACACUUUCUCCCAUACCUUACCUCAUUCUUUCCCUCACAAUUUGUCCCACUCUGUGUCCCACACUAUGCCACACUCCUCCACCUAUGAGAAGCUGUGCACGGGUGAGCGGUUGGCGCCCAUUCGUUGUGGCAUGGGUGGAGUGGGCUGUAUGAGCCACCCUUGCCUGUCCCACCACCUCUACCUGCACCCCCUGCGGGAGACAGGCAUUCAGACCGAAAGCUGCCCCAUCGCCGCAACAGCAGGUUACCCCUCUGACCUGGAUACCAUUGCGGAGCAACGAACUUUCCGCUCCCAGGCCUGCAGCCCCACCUCAACCUGGAUGUCUGAUGAGGAGGAGCUGGACUCAAUCACCACCACAAAUUCAGUAACCACAGCGACGAUCAUGAGUACGGCCACAGAGCCGAUCCCGGCCUCCAGAACGCCGCCGGUCCCUCCCUUACCACGGUCUGCUACUGUGGCGUGGUCCAUGGAAAGUCCUUUGCAUGGGGGGAAAGAGGGAGUGGAGGAAGAGGAAAUGCAGGAGAAAGAGAAGAGAGAGACGGAAGCUGUGGCAACGGGGCAGCAGGUGGAAACAACAGUGAUCAGACUGGCAGAAGAAGGGCAGCAGCUGCAAAUGGGCUCAGCGGGAGGUAAUGAGGUGGAAGUUCAGGGUGCGGUGGAGGAGGCAGCACCAGGAAAACUGUACGAUUUAGCGGACACAUCAGCAGGGAUGCAGGUUGAGCUUAAGUUGGGAGGAUGCUGUGGAGAAGGCAGACAGGGUGGGACAACACUGGAAAACCUCAGCAUGGAAGAAGAUUGUCUAUCAGAAGGAUCAACCCUACCUGGAGAGACAGCAGAGCUCAGUCCAAGCUGUCCAGGAAUAUCACCAGAUGUAGAACAGCCUCACACCUCCCAGCCGAGGAGAUCUACUUCCCAUGAGGAGAUAGCUGGCGUCACUGUAGUGGAGUUGCAUGAUGAGGAUGAUGAUGAAGAUGAAACUGAAGAACAAGGCGCCACAGGGGGCGCCACAGGACAGCAGGGAGAAUCACCGGGCUCUGGGACAAUUGAGAAAAGCUACUGGAGUCGUCACUUCCUGGUCGAUCUGCUGGCAGUGGCCAUUCCCGUGGUGCCAACAGUGGCAUGGCUCUGCCGCGGUCCGGCGCGUGGCGGACAGCCCAUGUAUCAUAUAGGGUCACUGCUGCGAGGCUGUUGCACUGUGGCGCUGCACUCGCUGCGCAGGGGAGGUGGGUUGAGGCAUUACCCCGCAGGCGGGGGAGACAUGGGCGGAUCCCAGAUAUGAGGACAAUCUGUUCAGCACCUCUGUGGUCCUUAACUGCGACCUCUCCUGUAUGGGUCUGGGUCCUUAGCUCGUUGGAAGAUACCUGAAAUAUGAGGAGAGGAAGAGAAAAAAAAACUUCCUGUCCUGGUUUCCUCAUCAAGGUUAAUACCUGAGCGGAGCAUCAGGAACAGGAAAUGUGCAUUUAUGACUAAGCUCUCUGACUGGUAAAGUCAGUUCUGUUUGGUCCUGCUCUUUAUUGUCUCUCACCCUCUGGUCCUUGCUGUUGUUACCAACAUGUCUGCUAACACUACUGACUUGUGCAAAAUUGAAUGAGCUGAUUGAAAUGAAUGAUCUAUGCUUGGAUGUUUAAUGCUGAUUGUUUUCUUUUUAAAAUGCAGGGAAAUGUUAAAGGUUCAUUGAUCUGUCAACCUACCAGGCUGUCUCAGUUCUGACAUGUUCUAAUGAUGUUGGUGAGUGUGUACAUGAAAAUAUGUAUAAGAGUCUGUCUAUGUAUAACCAAAUGGUCUAGUUGUCUGCGGUGAUGAGCUACGCUCUGUGACUAAGGGACAAUCCACCCUAAUUCAGACUUCACACGUGUCCUAUGAUUGCAGACAGUUUUCCUUGAGUCGUUGACGUCUUCAAGACUGAAAACAUGGAGUUUAUUUACUGUGAAGAAACAACAAUGUAGAGACAGAACUCAGGUUGAUUCUAAGGGUAGAACACACCGAAACGCACCAAGAACCGUAGACACUUCUCACGCUCAGCCAUCGGAGGGCAGAUCAGUCGAGCUGUCAAACCGACCAGUUUACUGUCGCUUUCGCUGUUGUCUUGUGGUUUCAGCCAUUGCACAAUUUACUGCAUGGCUACUGUCAAAAGAGCUGUUAUGAACUGUAGCUCGUAUGAAGCCGGAGCCGGCAGGCGAUUAGCUUAACUUAGCAUGAAGACUGGAAGCAGGUGGACGCAGCUUACACACAGCUUAUACCACCAGUGUAUACCAGCACCUGUACAUUUGACAAAUGAACAUGUUAUAUCUCGCCUGUUUAAUCUGUACACAAACAGAAUAUAAAAACAAGUCAGGUGCUGGAACUAUUUUUCGUUCGUAAACAUUUAGAUGCUAGAAAUGCAACUGAACUUUGCUGCAGAUCAGACAGGAUAAAAAGUGAAUUACUUCAAUCACAGUCGAUAGUCUGCUCUUGGAUAUGAAUGGUAAAUGGACUUGCAUUUAUACAGCGCUUUUCUAGUCUUCCGACCACUCAAAGCGCUUUACACUACAUGUCAGCAUUCACACACACAUUCAUACACUGAUGCCUGAGGCUGCCAUGCAAGGUGCCAACUUUGCCCAUCAGGAUCUGAUCUAAAUACUCAUUCACACAACGAUGGCUCAGCCGACAUGUGGACUGGAGGAGCCGGGGAUGGAACCUAUGACCUUCCGAUUUGUGAACGACCCGCUCUACCUCUGUGAUAUAGACCUGUACUGUGCAGGAAAUCAAUAACUGAUAGAAAAACAAAAAAACUCGGCUUGAUUUUGCCUCUAAAUUCCACUCUCCCAGGUGAUACGUUAACAUCUAUUUCAUCUUUCUUUAGAGUUGACUUUGCAAUAGACGCUGCUCUUUUAUUUCCCUCAACCCCAGCAUGCCCAGGAACCCAGGAUAGCCUCAAAAUCUCAUGAAUAAGGUCAGGUCUUUAGGAGGGAUUUGUCACCCUUCAUAGAAAAAGAAUGGGAGGUGGUGGAACUACCCAGCUCACUGUGUUCGGUGUGUUUCUACCCUGAGAGUGUACCAUUACAUCUCCAGAAAUCAAUGAAAGCUGAUUCAUGAUGCAAAAGCUCAAACUCAAGUUCAAUGAAUCCACAAACUUGGUCCCCAGUUAGUCCUGCAAAUCUACAGAUUUAUUCAACUGAGCAAAAAAAAUGGCUUCACAUAACACGAUGAAUCAAAUCUAAUAGGAAAGUCAUCUAAUGAUCAAGACACUUGUUUGUAGAUACUCACUGGCUCAGUUUGACACUUUGAUGUAGAUCUGGAUGAAGUGAGUUGUGCUCAGUCUGUGCUCUGUGCUGUAUAUUUCUGCUAACUUAAUGCUCAUGUGGUGUAGCGUAACUGUCACUCUGGUAGUGUGUAUUUCAAGUCCGCUGUACAAGAGUUUAGUCAGUCACUGCGAAUAAAUCAACUUUAUUUGUUUAA